AGGUGAUAAAACUGAUGGACCGAAGGCCCUGAAGCUAACGCUGGGUACCUAGGUAGGCUUGCCCUGUACGGAACCCUGUAAAUUAGCGCUGUAGCAGGCCUCCAGUGGGUAUUUACAGGGUACAGCAGCUACAGCACCACCUGGCAGACCUGGCGAGCUGGGUACCUAGGUACUCAUCUAACCCAAUCCGGAAAUUAGGCGAGUCCGUUGCCGGAUCAACGCGCACAGGUGGAUCUCGAGUGAGCCCAGCAUCAACUUUGCCGUUUAUUUGGAUUGCCUUCAUCAACCAUUUCAAGUUCAUAGUUUAUUCAGUCCAAGUAAUUCAAUUGCAUUCGCUUUGACAAUACAUCGGCCUAGCCCUUAUGGAUUGAAAAUCUGAAGAUCGGGUGUAUCUAUCCAAUUGCCUCAUUGAACCAGUCCUCUUCUGCAUCUCUUUGGCAGAAUGGCGACGACGCCUACACCACUAUCUUCGACCGACAGCGCGAGCUUGAACAUUGCUGCCAUGUCAAAUCCUACACCUACUAUCUCGCGCCUCUUCAGCGCCGGCGCCGAUACCGACAGUCCUUCUGAUCCUGUCGACAGCCGUCUCACGAAGUCUGACCCUUCGCACUUCCCUGCUCAGAAUGGCGAGGAAGAUGUCAAGAGUCAAGAUCAAGAAAAUGUGUCCCCGAGUAAAGCUCGCCAUAGCCGCAUCUUAUCUGGCAACGGACUGUCUCCCCUCAAGAUCCUCGCAUCCCAAGACACUACUAGUCCCGAGUCACAAUCGCCUCAAAGGUCAUCUGCGGUUAAGAGCCCCAAGAAAUGGAGCCCCGACAAGCGGUUCCCUGUAAAAGUAAACAGCGCUGUAUCUCCCGAAAAGCCAACGAUACAACACCGCGAAAUAACCCUCGAGGAUGCCUUGGCCGAGAAUAAGGGCCUUGCCCACGCUAUCGACAUAUUCGAGGAUGACGAUACCAUGAUGGAAAAUGCAGAUGACGGGGUCAACGACACUUUCAUGUCAAUAGGCCAAGAAGGAGAUCACGUCGUUGUCGACGACGAGCAACCCGGCCCAGACGACACCAUGAUCAGCACCUUUAGCACCUUCUCCGCCGUGCCUAACUUGACCAUGUUCGCUCGGAUCGGUCAUACCCCUACCAAAUUUGCCAAUGUCGACGCUACGCCCACAGCGCGCAACCGCGUAGACUUGUUGUCCCAGCAAACGCCCCGGCCCGGUACUGCGAUGCGUGAGUCUGGAAAUACUACUAAUCUUCUCGACUUCACCGAGCAGAUACAAAGCUUCUCUUCCCGAUAUGCGGAGCAAAUGUCGAAUCUCCGAAGAGGCUCGCCCGCAAAGUCGUCGGCGAACACUAUUGCCGUCACACCUAAGAAACGACACACAGAUCUCCUUGACUUUGACAUUCCUCCCCUGCCCACACCUCGCAGUAUCCCCACUAUCACUCCAAGAGAGUUGGAAUCACUCAAGUCGGGCUUCUUGUCUGAAAUCAGCAGCCUCAAGGCAUCUCUAAGUGGCAAGGAGGCAGAGGCCCUGUCCCUUAAGACUGCCGUCGCAGAUGCUGAGAAGCGCGUUGGUGAGUGUAUGGAGGAGUUGCGUGAAGUCAAGGCCGUUAAGGAGUCUCUGGUUGAACAGCAAGAGAGCUGGGAGCAACGAGGUAGAGAUAUGGAAUCUGUAUUGCGCAAGGUAAAGGAAGAGAUUGUCCGCAGUCAACGCGAGCGCGAUCAGCUCGAGUCCAAGUUUGAGGAGAGCGAGAAGCGCCGAGAAGCGGCUGAGAUUAUGGCGCAAGAGGCUGAAAGCAAGAUGGCGGCUAUGCGAGCUGGUAAGACUAGCCCGGAUGCUCCGUCAGAUCCUGCCAACAAGUCGCCCGAGAAGAACAAACUCGCAGGUUCACGCGAGGUCGAGAUUGCCGUGGAAAAGGUGUCCCGCGAACUGCAUGCACUGUACAAGAGUAAGCAUGAGAGCAAGAUCACCGCCUUGAAGAAGAGCUACGAGAACAGGUGGUCUAAGAAAGUCCACGAGCUUGAAGCCAAGGUUGAAGAACUGAUCGACGAGAACGAGAAGAUCCGGGCCGGCCGGGACGCCACUAUCACCAAGGUGGACCCGAACCAGUCUAUCAUUGAUGAUGAGCGCAAAGCCCAAGCUGUGAAAGAUUCCACGCAGAUCAAAGAGCUCAAUGCAGAGGUCCAGAAGCUCAGUGCCGUCAUCACUAGUGUCAAGUCUGAUAACCAGGAGCUUCGACUGUUACUAGAGAAGGAGCGCGUCGAGAAGGGCGAAUUAGUACAGCUGGCUGAAGAAAUGAUGUCAAUGCAGAGCUUUGUCCAGACGGAAGCGCCGCAACCUCCCCCCUCUGCUACCAAGCCGCAAUCUGUAGCGCCGAAGGACUUCCGAAGCAGCGUGAGAGGCGGGUCCGGGCUACGGCCUCCAGCAUCUGCGAAGAAACCUACUGAGAGUAGGAUUGGCGGCCCCGGUAGUGAACGCAAGAUUGGUGGCCUCCCUCGCCCUGGUAGUGGAACGGGUAGCAGGAGCGGCAUCAUGAGCUCCAUUGAGAAGAUGGGCAGCUAUCGUGGACGUGGCGAGUGAACAUGGCGUGGAUUUCGUUUUGCUUUCCGCGAUUUCAAAAGUGAGGAUCGGCAGCGGGUUUGUCUAGCUGGUUGAAGUGUUUCAAUAAUCUGGACUAGAGGAAUGGCGUGUCAUGGAGAUCUUUGAACGACUAGCGACUUGCGCUGUUUAGAUGCUAGUUACAUUUGCACCUUGUUGGCGUCCUGGUUAGGUUUAACGAUGAGAUGCUCUCAAUACAUAAUUCUUAUGACCUUGAAUUUUUGACA
Messenger RNA from Xylaria bambusicola, 2820 nucleotides. RefSeq lists its product as uncharacterized. The coding region runs from base 443 to 2575 and encodes 710 amino acids. Gene Ontology annotation, biological process: mitotic spindle organization; cell population proliferation. The transcript has a single exon. Gene Ontology annotation, cellular component: cytoplasm. NCBI's taxonomy places the organism in Eukaryota, Fungi, Ascomycota, Sordariomycetes, Xylariales, Xylariaceae. The record is from RefSeq and is a predicted model, not a curated record.